Molecule: messenger RNA, 3082 nt
Organism: Aaosphaeria arxii CBS 175.79
Lineage: Eukaryota; Fungi; Ascomycota; Dothideomycetes; Pleosporales
Exons: 3
Coding region: 59-2857 (932 amino acids)
Molecular function (GO): 5'-flap endonuclease activity; crossover junction DNA endonuclease activity
Source: RefSeq, a predicted model, not a curated record
GUUAGCAUGACUGUGAGCCCUCUCUCCUUUUUUGACGCCUGACAGAAGUGCCAGCGUCAUGGGUAUUCAUGGUAUCUACAAAGAGAUUGGACCUGGUCGCCGCAUAGCAUUUUCAAAGCUUUCGCUUGAGAAAUUCGAAGAGACUGGCCGUCCAUUGCGCAUUGCUAUCGACGUAUCCAUAUGGCUGUUCCAGAUCCAAGCCAGUAAAGGCGGCACGAAUCCGGCUCUCCGAACCUUCUACUACCGUUUACUUCGACUCAUCGCAUUGUCUAUACAUCCGAUUUUCGUAUUCGAUGGCCCCGAUAAACCCCCAUUCAAACGUGGCAAGAGGACAGGCCCGAAUGUUGCAUCUGUUCCGGAGUUCCUCGCAAAACAGUUGUUGAAACAAUUUGGAUUUCCCAUACACCUUGCGCCGGGCGAAGCCGAAGCCGAAUGUGCACUCCUGCAAAGAGAGGGAAUUGUGGAUGUUGUAUUGAGUGAGGAUGUCGAUACGCUCAUGUUUGGAAGUGGAGUCACAGUCCGAAAUUGGUCCCCUGAGCUCAAGACGGGCAAAACACCGACCCACGUUAAUGUGUACGAUGCGGCAGAAACGAAGAGCGGACCUUCGCAAUUAGAUCGAGAAGGCAUGAUUCUGGUCGCAUUGAUGAGCGGAGGAGAUUAUGUGCCAGAGGGUAUUCCAGGGUGUGGCCCAAAGACGGCUUGUGAAGCCGCCAGAGCUGGAUUUGGUCACGACCUAUGCAAUAUAAGAAAGGGCGACAGUGCUGCUGUACAAAGAUGGCGGGAGAGGCUACAGCAUGAGCUCAAAAGUAACGAGAACAAGCUAUUCAAGCGAAAGCAUACCACUUUGGUCAUUCCAGAUGAUUUCCCCCGCGCCGACAUUCUCGGAUACUAUACGCAUCCUGUGGUCUCCACCAAAGCUGGCUUGGACAAACUGAGACGAUCAAUCAAGUGGGAUCAGGAUCUGGACUUUCCAGGCCUUCGCGAAUUUGCAAAUGACGCUUUCGAUUGGGUAAAGCUUGAGGGUGCAAAACAUUUCAUACGCAGUUUAGCACCGUCACUACUUGUUCGAAGUCUCCGCAUGAGAGCAGACUCUGAGCAAUUCAGCUCGGAUGAUUUGGUGGCAAGACAAAAACAUGAAGCAACUUUGGUGAAAGGAAUUCAUGGCAAGCGUCAACAUGCUAUCACAGACAACACACCAGAAGUCCGCAUCAGCUUUAUUCCCUUGGAUCUCGUCAAGAUUGACCUUAGCAAUGAGGAACCCGAUGAAGAGUUGGAUUUCGGACGAGAUGGACUUGCUGCAGGAGGAAGGGCAGAGAGUCCUGAGAUGGACGAAGAGAUGGAGUUGGACGCGGACGAUGGUGAGGCUGGACCCCGGAAGCGUGGUCCCACCAAAUUCGAUGCUUCCAAGCCAGCGCGGGCAUGGGUCGCGGAGACACUCGUCCAGAUUGGUGUUCCCCUCGCUUUUGAAGAUUGGAGAGCAGGGACGACUCGACCAAAGGCAGCCUCUACGAAACCGAGACUAGGUACGGCGACAGCAGCAGCGAAAUCGAAAACGAGCAAGAGGACCAAACCUACAGCCGAGAAGCCUCAACGCACCAUUGACCAGUUUGCCAGAGUAACCAAACCGGGUGUGAGAACAGCACAGAAGUUGGCAAAGGUUCAAGAUCCGCCACAGCAACCGCGUCCCCUUCCCCGAGCAGCAGAGCAGGCAGCACAAACCGUAAUAAACCUGCUUAGCUCCUCUCCAGUAAAACCUCUACCUUCAGCUGUGCCUUCUGAAACAAGACUAAAGUCACUAUCUCCAUUGCCGGAACUCCCACCAAGUGUGACGAAGAGAAGGAGACGUGGGCCGAUGCAACGAUCACAAACCUUACCGGCUGACAUGAAUGCAAAUGGUGAUCGACCUGCCACCCCGAGCAAGUUGGACACUAUCGAGACGCUCGACCUCAUCGACUCUCCAGCACUGCCUUCUCCAUCAGAGCUUCCUGUCAAAAGACCCAGAACACGAACGACACGCAACCCUCCGCCCUCCCAACCGAAACGGGCAAAUUCCAUUGCAUCAACACCUACCAAAACAAGACAAACGACGUUGGAUCUCUGGUCACGAUCUCCAACAAAGUCUCGGAAACUCACUCCUCCACGAGAAGCAUCCCCAACACCAAAGGCGCGGCACAUGCAUUUGCCAGAAGCGAACAUCGACACUCUUGACCUCACACUCUCCUCGCCCUUGAAGCCCAUCCCCAUCGCUCAAAGCAAGCAGCCCGAACGAACAAGAUCCCAUCUAUCAACAGCACGCCCCCCACUACAGUCCAUCAACUCAAACACAUCAUUCACCUCAACCUCAUCGUCCGACCCCCAACCAAAGAAAGCAAACCCAAAACCCUCCCGCGCAUCCCCCCGUCUCCGCAACAGACCGCCCGCACAAACAAUAGACACACUAGACCUCACCGGACUCUGCUCUUCGCCCCUCCCUGUACCAAACGAAUCCGUUCCUCCACCACCAGCACCAGCACCCACCACCCUCCUCGACACCCCUCCCCCUCCCAAACAAUCCCUCCGCCGCUCUCCCCGCCUCAGCUCCCCUUUACUCUCCCUGCCAUCGCCACCCCAUCCAACCACUUCCACUUCCACUUCCACCACCACCGUACCAACAGCAGCAUGGAAAUCCGCCAACCAGAAAAAACGCAUCAUCCAGCUUCGCAAAAGCCUCGCCGGCGCAUGGACCUUCGCAGACCAAACCUCAGACAACGAGGAUGACACACCCAACGCGAAAUGGAAUGCAGCGGGUGCGAAGGCCGCGGAGCGGCAGAGGAGGCGCUGGCGCGAGAGCCAGAUUGAGUCGUUGGAUCUGACUUGACCAACCCUCCCCUUUUUUUUCUUCUUUCCUUUGGGGGGAGAUGAUGUUAGGCAUGGGGUUGGUUGGCGCGUUUUUGUCAUUCAUACGUCGUUUGCUUGUUUGUUGUCACGAUUGAAUAUGCAUUUUUCUUUGGAGAACAGCAAGGGCUGGGGGGAUGACCAUUGGGCAUUAGCGAUAGGCGUUUUGUGCGUGUGUAUUUUUAUCGAUCGUUGCGCUUGGAGAGAG